Molecule: messenger RNA, 4003 nt
Organism: Dothidotthia symphoricarpi CBS 119687
Lineage: Eukaryota; Fungi; Ascomycota; Dothideomycetes; Pleosporales; Dothidotthiaceae
Exons: 1
Coding region: 40-3633 (1197 amino acids)
Biological process (GO): positive regulation of transcription by RNA polymerase II; DNA damage checkpoint signaling
Cellular component (GO): nucleus
Molecular function (GO): histone binding
Source: RefSeq, a predicted model, not a curated record
GUACGGUCGUCCAGCGAGCCACGAACCGAGUAUGUCACAAUGCGAGAGUCGCAAGAGAGGCGAAAGCGCAAGACGAGAAUCAAGCGUCCUGAGCUUCGUCAAGAAGACAGUUGGGACGAGCUGUCGCGGCGCGUACAACAGAAAAAGGCCACUCAGCAGGCCAAGGAGAAAUUCGAUCGUGAUGCCGCCAAGUCGCUCUCUCACAUCUCAGCGCCAAUGCUUGCUCCCACACGACCCGUCAAGAAGCUUGCGGGAGAAGGGAAGGAGAAUGAAAUUGAAAAUCUUCCCGAUGAAUCUUCUCAGGACGUUUUCUCGACCGCGCGGAGUGCGGUGAAAUACAAUAGCAAAAACAAUAGAGUCGAGGUUCCCAAAACCUCCUCACAUCCAGAUAUAGAACGAUCAGGAACAUCUUCGCCCGGCUCUUCUCCGCGCGAGAGUCCACCGUUACAAAUGCAACGCAAGCCACAGUUUCGGGCACCAGGAUCGCAGUCUUUUCUUCGGGAUUCGUUCCUACCGCAGAGUAGCAGGGAGUCUGUUGCUGUUAUGGAUUCUCAACCAGACGCGACUGCCGAUUUCGAAAGCAUACCGCGACCCAAGUCUUUGCGCUAUCCCUCGUCACCCUCGAUAGAACAGUACAGCAUUAAUCAAACUACGAUUGCCACAAAGACAGGGUAUACUAGUCAAAUCGUCUCGUCUUCAAUGCCUCCAAUGCCGCCACACUCAAGUCCGGAGGAAGUGGAGGAACCGCUGGAAGGGAUCACACCAGAAGAAGAGGAGCGCGUGCCAAGCAGUCCACCAGUACUGUGUCCUCCUGAAGACGAUGUUACCCAGCACACAUAUGACGAGUAUGCUGAAGGGGAAGGUAACAUCACGGAAUCUGACGUCGCCGAUGAAGACACGGUCAUGGAGGACGACGACGACUUUCCUGCUACAAAGGGAGAGCCCAGUGACGAGGAGCUAGAGGUUGGACACGAUUUGAACAAUAACGAAACAGAUCUUAUCCCGCCAUUGAAAGUUGAUCUUGGCACAGACCAGGAAGUUCCUGAAACGUUGGAGCAGAACGAGAUGCAGAACGUCCAGCCGGAUGAUGAUGCAUUGAUGCAAUCAAGAUACACAGAGGAGCACGACAUUGAAAUGGAAGAACCUUCGCAAAUACCGCCACGUAUGCAUCGACAGAACACGAUCCCUGAGACCGAUGCACUCGACGAGACACAGCCGUCGUUCUUUCCAGAUGAAAGGCUUGCAAUCAGCAAUGAGGAUGCACAUGUUGAGUCUGCAGACGACGAGCUGGCUGCACGUGGUCUACCUGUCAGCACUGAGCCAUUCCAGACCGCUAGAGAGAACCAGUCUGUUGCGCAGGUCACUGCACCGGUUCCUACCAGCUCAAAGGAUGCUGGUAGCGAUACCAUUCAGAUAGGCGACCGCAUUCACUCUUUGCACGACAUUGCUAAUCUUCCAGAAACCCAACAGUCUGAGGAUGAGGAAAUUUUCGAAAUGCCUCGACUGAGUGGUUUGGACGAGAACGAAGAAGAUACCUUCAUGACUAAUACUUCAUUCGCACCUCCCUCGGCGAAAAGGCGCAAGGUCAUGUACACGGCGAAGAAAAAGGGGUUCCCCAGCCCUGUCAGGCCUGCUGUCGAGCCGUUCUCCGAUGCGCCUCCUUCAUCACCUCUGAACCGCGUUCUGCCGGUUCGAGAAGAUACUCCUCCGACCGCGUCAGCACAGGCACGAGAGAACCGAGGUGCUCACGCAGCGGUACAAGCUAGGGAAGAAGCGCAGGCACCUUACUCCAGGCCAGCGACUUUGAAAACUAGAGGCCAACCCAGAAUUUCGAAACCGCAACAUCAAAGAAAGGGCGCCCUCAAGCCAGUCGCCCGAGAACUCUUGCAAACACUAUCUUCCCCGGUCAACACACCGUCUAAGCCAAAAGCCUCUGCGCCAAUUCGGACCAUCACGCCUCCUUCACCCACUGCGCCUAGCCUUGAUACCCCACACCAGAAAGCUGACGUCGACAUGUCCGAUGUGGGAGAUAAGCCAGACGAAGUUACGGAAUCUCCCCAGGCUACCAAUGUACAGCGGAUGAGUGAGAAUGCGCCAAAGAGGCCUGAUACACCGACCGGAGAUGUGCUUGUGCCAAACCGAGUGUUCGCAUCAUGGCCUGGAAGUCACUACUAUCCUGCUACAUGCAUCGGGCGGUCGGCCUCACGUCAAUAUCACAUUCGCUAUGAUGAUGGCAAUACGACUUUCGUAGACACUGCCCUGGUUCGAGCGCUUGCUCUUCGCACUGGGGAUCAUGUCAAGGUUGAUGAGACAGGCAUGAAGAAGCACACGUAUGUUGUGGUAGGCUUCAAGGAUAUAGCGAAGAACCUUGACCCUGAGGAGUACCCUAGCACCGAUCGAUUUGGACAUACGACCAUUGUUCUAGAAGAGAAGCAGAGAGACAGUCUGCCAGCAGCAAAGGCUGCUCAGCCAGCGAAACAGAUCGCGGUGCCCAUGGCAAGCAUCUACCUGACGACUCAGCUGUGGCAAAGACUUCGAGACCGUGCCUUUGACUUCUCGCCUCCUGCGUCACCGAGUAAAUCUACUGAACAGACGGAAACUCCCUCCAGAGUGGCUAUGCUCGCCACACCGUCUUUCAAUCGUAGAGGGGCUGCGGCGCCGUCCUUAUUGAGAGACGCGACUGCCCGCGCAGGAUCUGUUGCCUCCACGGCGCGAUCAGGCAGCGGGGUGUUCUUGAACAUGGCCUUCAUCAUCACAUCAACCGGCGGAGACGUAGACAAAGACGCCAUCGCAAAACUCAUCAAGAUAAACGGCGGUCAAGUCCUAGAGCACGGUUUCCACGAGCUCUUCGACCUCGAAUCGUCAGGCGAGAUGCCCUCCUCACAAAGCCGGCGAAGAUCCGCCUCCGCCAUGGAAAAUCCCGCCGGCCUGACCCUCAAACCCCAAUAUCAAGACCUCGGCUUCGUAGCCCUAAUCUCCGACUCGCACUCCCGCAGCACAAAAUACAUCCAAGCCCUCGCCCUCAACGUCCCCUGCCUCCACCUCCGCUGGAUCCAAGACUCGCUCUCCGCCUCGCGCGCCCUAUCCUUUGCGCGCUUCCUCCUCCCCGCCGGCGUGUCCAAAUUCCUCGACCCAAACGGCGUGCUGCGCUCACGCACAAUCCGCACCUACGACCCUUCUGCCGACGACGUGCUCUUCGCCCAAACUAUCAACGACCGCGAUCUACUCCUCCGCGACCAGGCCGUCCUCCUCAUCACCGGCAAAUCGAAGAAGGAAAUCGAAAAACGCGCCCCUUUCGUCUUCCUCACGCAUGCCCUUGGCUCUGCGGCGGUCGCUCGUUGUGCUGACUUGCCCGCUGCUGCUCGUGCGCUCAAGGACUCCCACUGGGAUUGGGUCUAUGUCGAUAGCGCGGAUGCGAGUGUUGCCGACGCUGCGGCGGAACUUUUCGGCUCUGCUGCGGGGAGACCUGCGAGUGCGAAGAGCGCGAAGAAGGGCAAGAAGCGCCGCAGAGACGAGAGCGAGGAGCAGGGGGACCUGGUUUCUAGGGGCGAGGUGCGCGGGCGCGUCGUGCGCGUUACGUGUGCGGAGUUUGUGGUGCAGAGUCUGAUUUUGGGCGCGUUGGUUGAGGAGUAGGGGAGGCUUUUUUCUUUCUUUUGGGCGUUGGGUUUGGAAUGGGAGGGGUGGUUGUUUCGUGGGUCAUUUGUCUUGCGCUCUUUCGCGCGCGGAGAGGGGGGUUGCUAUGUUUUUACUUUGUUAUGUUAUGUUCUCUUCUCUUUUUCGUGUGUGUGUGGCUUUCUUCAUCGGUGUAGCAGGCAUGCCAGCAAGGCGCUUUGUUUCUUUUUUUCUUUUCGCCCAUAGGGAGAGAUGUCACGUCUCGUUCCAUUUCAUUUCGUUCCGUUGGGGAAACAUAUACUGGAGAUGCGGAUCUGGGUGAGCUGGCUCAAACUCAAGCUCAAGAUCAAGAUCAAGUUUAUACGAAUGAAGUGCAAAUGGUAUAUUUACG